This is a messenger RNA of Cryptomeria japonica (Japanese cedar), 837 nucleotides long. Its product is annotated as putative UPF0481 protein At3g02645. The transcript has 2 exons. The record is from RefSeq and is a predicted model, not a curated record. NCBI's taxonomy places the organism in Eukaryota, Viridiplantae, Streptophyta, Pinopsida, Cupressales, Cupressaceae. The coding region runs from base 1 to 837 and encodes 278 amino acids.
AUGGCUCUAGACGCCUCGUUCGUGCUCGACUGCUUGCAGCUCUACUUCAAACGGGCGAAUCAGUCUUCUUCGAAUGUGUCAUCCCAGGUGAAGCGAGUGGGCCGAGUUUUAGAUCCAUCUCGCAGAUCUGCGACCCACAAUGCAAUUAUGAGAGAUCUGAUGAUGCUCAAGAAUAAGCUACCUUUGUUCCUCUUGCAGAAGCUUCUGGAAGUGCAGUUGGGUUCUGAAGAUAAGGCAGAAGAAACCACGGACGACACCAUUUCUAAGAAAAAUGAUGACGGGAAUAUCUCGUUGCCAGAUUCAAGCUAUUUAAUGCGUGCUCUGAAAGCUUUAUGGAAGGUUCUCUCCUCGUUCAAAAUCAGUCUUAUUCACCUUGUCUCGGCGCUCUGUGAGCGUGUCUUCAAGGGGAAGGCUGCCAAGUUGGUGACACAGUUGUCCAAGCAUCUUGUUUCCGCUUUGGAAACUCUUUCAAUUAAGCGCAGAGAUGAAUCAGAUGAGGAAAAAGAUGAGGAGAUGGGUUAUUCCUCUACGGAAACUCAUCCCACACGCGACGAACUGGCGAUUCCUUCCGUCUCCAGUCUAUACUCAGCAAAAGUGAAAUUCCUUCCAACCGAGGGAGACCUUACCAGAAUCUGCUUCGACCCGGCCACUGCAACUCUUUAUCUUCCCAAAUUGAGGUUGGAUUCCAACACAGAAGUAGUCCUCAGAAAUCUGGUGGCAUUCGUAGCUUCGGCGGCUCAUGGUGCUUUGAUCUUCACUCGCUACACUGGUUUCAGGAAAGGCAUCAUCGACACAGUCGAAGAUGUUAGGAUGCUUAGAAAGAACGGGAUUAUCUAA